This is a messenger RNA of Penaeus indicus, 1185 nucleotides long. Its product is annotated as germ cell nuclear acidic protein-like. The record is from RefSeq and is a predicted model, not a curated record. The coding region runs from base 309 to 953 and encodes 214 amino acids. Gene Ontology annotation, biological process: cilium organization. Lineage: Eukaryota; Metazoa; Arthropoda; Malacostraca; Decapoda; Penaeidae. The transcript is spliced from 4 exons.
GAUGUAAACAAACGCAGGAGGCCAGCUGGCGGUGGGCGGCCCUUGGACUCUUACUGCUAAAAUUCUUCAGCGGGCGGCCCAUGGACACUCACUGCUAAAAUUCUUCAGAAGGAAGACGAAGGAGAGGGAGAGAAUGUGCCUUUGACACUAAAGUUGUUCUAGCUCUUCAAAAGGAGGACGAAGAAGCGGGAGAGAAUGUGCCUUUGACGAGCAACUGUGCAAAUGACAGAUUUGUUGAUUUCUUUAAUUCGUACGUAGCUCGACGCUGAACUUCCUGCGAUUUCUUCUCGUUUAUUGAGGUGCAAGGCAUGGAUCCCUGGGGUUCAACAAGGGACCCCUCGUCAGAGGCUGGCAUGGGCUUCGAAGACUCCUUUUCGCCACAAGACAAAGACCAACAGGGAGAAGGCAUGUAUAUCCCGCUGGAUGACUCCCUGCAGUACAUCGCUGGCCUCGAAAGGAAGUUGGCUCGAGUUCAGGGCAAGACGAGAAGCCAGCGGCAAGCUGAAAGCCGCAGACUCAUCGACGCCUUGGCCUCAUCCAGGGAUGCCCACACGCAGCAGCUGAUGGAGAGCACGGACGCACGCGCGGAUGCAGACCUGGAGGCUGAUACGGAGCAUCACUCCUCAGCUGCUGUUGAUCCUCAAGGAGCUUUGGGGUCCAUGCUCAGAAGGGUUGCUCCCAACAAAAUCGCUCUGAGCCACGAGGAGCUGUGUCGUCUCCUCGAGGCUGACAUCCUCGCCAAAGUCCAUGACGCCCUGGAGGAGGAGGAGGAGGAGGAGGAGGAAUCGGCCGCGAAGGAAUCCGCAGCCAGCCAGCCGCCAGACGCCCCGCCCAGUGAAGCCAAGGAACCCGAGCGGACGGAGGCGAGCGCAGACGCAGAGCAGGACACCGCCAGACAGCCGACCCCGCAGGCAGCUCCCAAGGAACACUCGUCGGACGAAGGGGAAAAAUAGGGACUGGCAUUUUCUUUCUCCUCCUUUCAAAAACUCUUGUUUGCUGCCUCAUGACCUGUAGUUUACAAUAGGAAACGGAUGUGCGUGGGGGCAAACACCCACACGCACGUGUGUUUACCUGUUAGUAAAAUAUACAGUGGCAUAUAUAGAAGAACUCAUAUACAUAAUAUUAGAGAUUUUGAACAUUAAUUAUUUACGGUAUAAACUUUUGUAUAAUAAAAAUAGAUAAGAA